AUGAACCGUCUACAGGUGAAUUUACGGGGACUGCCGCCUCACAUAUUGGACAAUGUCUUAAAACCUGACACCGUGCAAACACGCAGGCCAGCAGAGAGUGGCUUAACAGCACUAACUUUUCCUAAGUCCAAAGUGGCUCUGUGGGACCCCACUGCUAAUGGAGAUGUUGUCAGCCUUCAUCUCUCAUAUUACAGGAACCCAAGAUUACUCCUGGUGGAGAAAGCCCUACGGCUGGCCCACCGUCACGCCCGGCAGAGCAACAAAUCUCAGUUUUCCUGUUUCCUCCUUGGGACGCUUACUGUGGACAGUGAUGAGGAAGGUGUGACUUUGACCCUGGAUCGCUUUGAUCCAGGCAAAGAACACACUGGUUCCCCUGGAAAGGCUCCCACAGCCCUGCUCCCAGGGGAUGCUCUUGUACCCUGUGUAUUUGAAGCUCAUCAGGUGUCAUCAGUGGACACUGUGGUGCACUCUGCAGAUGAUUUCAACAUCUCAUUUAAGAUGCUCCAGCACUGUUGCAGCAGUAAAGAGACUCUGGACGUGUCUAAGCUUCUUGUCCUGCGUGCUCGCUUUAGCUGCACAGAGCAGCUGGACAGACUGAGUUUUAGUCUGCACUGGGCAGCUGUCACAGUGUCCAGUAUACUAGAUGCCGUCCCAGUCAGGGCAGUGCCCAUCAUCCCCACGGCACUGGCUAGGAACCUCAGCUCCCCAGCAAGCGUGGCCCAGUCUCACACAGCCUGCCGAAAACGCGGCUUCUUGACCAUGGACCAAACUCGGAAACUGCUUCUAAUACUUGAAUCUGAUCCAAAGGCUUAUACCCUUCCUCUUGUAGGAGUAUGGUUGAGUGGGAUUACACACAUACAUAAUCCCCAGGUGUGGGCUUGGUGCAUGAGGUACCUGCACUGCUCCGCCCUUCAAGACAGGGUAACGUCCGAAGGUGGUGCAUUCUUGGUGGUUCUGUAUUCACUGACACACAGAGAUCCAGAGUUCUACCAGGUCCAUCUUUGUGAUGGGCAGCAGGACAUGAGCUUUCAGCUGCUCACCAGCACAGAGUCUAUUACACUGUACAAGAAUGUAGAGCCGUCUGAAGGGCGUCCUUUGCAGUUUGAGCUCAGUGCUGAAAACCAGAAUCAGGAGACAGAGCUCUUCAAAGAAACCAUGUCCCAUGGUUCAUUCACAAGGAAUGCUGUGAGUGCAUCAUCAUCCUCUCCACAGAGCAAAUUGUCCAUUAGCGAUCAUGAUUCAGGCGUAGAGGAUGAAGACCUUUCACCCAGACCCUCGCCUAACCCUCAUCCUGUCAGUCAACAGGCAAAACGGAUCCACCCUUCAGUGCCUGAACUCUCUUUGGUGAUGGAUGCCAGCUUCAUGGAUGGCAAAAUGGUGGAAUCACGUGACCAGAGCUUUCCACAGGCUCCUUCUGUACAUCUACAGAACAGGGGUAGUGGUUCCUCUCACCAAACCCACACAGGGCCGAGACCACCAGGUCAGGUUGCUCUUGCUGGUCCACCGCCCAUUAGAAGACCCCUUACCCCUGUCCUUUCACAGCCAAAGGCCACCAAAGGACAUACUAAUGUAGGCCAUCACACUCCUAGGCCAGGAAUGAGUAGGAAAUCUGGUCCCUCAAUGGGGAAAAGGCCAAAGGAAAACCAGUCGUCCGCGUCCUCGACCUCAUCUUCCUCCUCUUCAUCCUCUUCACCAAAGACUGGAUGUUCUCCCAAUGGCUCCAUACAUCUGCAGAGGCAGCGUUCCGCACAGGGCCUCACCACCACACCUUCUUUCCCUCUGGCUUCACCAUCUGUACCACAGGCACCAGGUCACUGCAGUCCCAGACACAGCUCAGGGGUCCCAGGUCAAAACCACAUGCAGCCUUCGCAUCAGAACAAGGUCUUCCACAGCACGCCAGCAUCCAAUCCACCUCUUAAUUCUGUGGCAAGGCCUUGUAACUGCUGCUCCAACCACUACACCCAUGGUGCUAUGUACCAUACUGGUUCUUGGACAGGAACACCACCUCACCCAGCCCCAGUGCUUGUGUCUCCCACCACUCCCAGUGGACUGCAUUGUGACAGCCUUCCUCGCGAAGACUGUUGCCUCUCUCCGUCUCGCCAGUCCCUGAGCUGUCCCUCAUCUCUGAACAGGAGUCCAGUCUGCGUUACCACUGCUCCCAGGCCUAGCCCUGCAUCACAUGGGCCAUGUUCUCCAGUACAUAACAGAGGGCCUGUUGAGCACCCAGUGCAUGUCUGUCAGGCUCAGUGUUGCCAGACACGGCCAGGCUACCACGUCCAGUCUGAUGGUGCUCCACUAACCGUUGUGGAUGGGGCGAUGGGCCUACUCCCUGCAGAUGCCUACAGAAUCCUUGUGGAUCAGGACCGCCAACUCAAACAACUGCAGGCCCAGAUUCAGAAGCUCUUAGAAGCCCAGAAUAAGUCAUCCAGUCAUUCGGUAUCCCCUCAACCUAGUUUGGCACAAGAGCAAGUCAUCCAAAAACAGACCUCCCCAAAGCCACAGAGGAAGACAAGUGUCAGUGUUGCUGUUGGAACAGGUGCUAGUUUGUUUUGGAAUGGCACAAGUGAGAGCUCCUCACAUGAAGCUCCACCUUUGGAAUGGCAGUCAGAAAUAAAACCCGGAGCACAUGAUGUCAGCUUGGCCUCCUUAGGGAACUCCCACCACAACCACAGCAUCCUAGACACUGUGAAGGAGGAGGAGAGAGAGGAGCAAACCCCAAAAACACCUUCAAAUCCCGCUACAACGCCACAACAAAAUACACUGUCGAGUGCUGGAGGCAGAUCUUUUCAGAGUCCUGUGCUGGGUGAGAGCAUCAGCAUGUACUGUCAGCCUGAGUCUCCGACUACAGAUGGUUCAUCUGAAGUUAAAGUUGCCGAUGAUCCAAGAUUUUAUCAAGAGCUACUGGCUCAAGUGAAAAGUCGACUCCAGGACUCUGUUGAAGAGGAGGAAAAAGUACGGCGAGAUGAAUGCAUCACGCAUUCAAGAGACAGGCAGAGUUUGUCGCCAACUGGUCAACGGUCUAGGGAUCCUCCUCCAAAACAUUCCCCUCCCCAGCCUCAGAAAAAGGAUCAGAAAGCCAAGGAGUCAGGACAGGAUCAGGUAUUCAGUGCCACAUUAAGACAACUGCAGCAGCUCGGGGUGACUGUGGAGCUUGAUACGGCCCUCCCUGGAAAGGCCACCCGCUCAACUGUGGAGAGUGCAAGCACCCUGGCUUACAUAAACCCUGAGGCAGUAGUUCCAAGACUGGCUCUAUCUGAAUCUAUGGGUACUAGCAUCUGGGGUCCAAGUGGAAGUGUAGACCUGAGCCUGGAGGCCAAUGCCAUUGCCCUAAAGUACCUCAGUGACUCUCAACUCUCCAGACUCUCCAUGGGUGGUCUGUCCCCUGGGUCCAGACCGACUCUCGGUUCUGUGCUUCUGGGAAGGAGCGCUGUGGAAAAGAGCAGUGUCGGACUAAGCAUAUUAUCCCCCAGCAACAUGUCUCUUGCAACUUGUAAGUACAUGAAGAAAUACGGGCUGAUCGAAGCUGGGAACAGCAGUGGAGAAGAAGAUGAGGAUAAUGAAAUCAAACAUAGAGUGCAGACAGACUCUGCCCUUGGGUGUUCUUUACAACUUGAACAAUCAGAAAAUGUCAGUACUGAACAAGAAAGGGACAAUCCAAAAGGUUUAGUGCUCAAGAACAUAACGAACAAAAAGACCCACCCUGUACCCUGUCUUGAGAACUCCCUGAACGAUUCUCAGAGACAUCUGAUCCAAGGUUUACAUCCAAAAACACAGCCUCUUGCCCAUUGUAAGAUAAGCCAAGAGAAGGAAAAUGGUGCCAAGUUGAACCCUCUCCAACGUUAUUCUUCCAUGUCUGAAAAUCAAGGGUCCCAGGAUAACCUGGAGGCACAGGGAUCUGUGGGGAACUUCCUAGAUCUUAGCAGGUUGCGACAGCUCCCUAAGCUCUUCUGA
Messenger RNA from Chanos chanos (milkfish), 3951 nucleotides. It is a transcript of the gene stil, whose product is annotated as STIL centriolar assembly protein. The transcript is spliced from 16 exons. Gene Ontology annotation, cellular component: microtubule organizing center. The record is from RefSeq and is a predicted model, not a curated record. Gene Ontology annotation, biological process: mitotic spindle organization; protein localization to centrosome; smoothened signaling pathway. The coding region runs from base 1 to 3951 and encodes 1316 amino acids. Lineage: Eukaryota; Metazoa; Chordata; Actinopteri; Gonorynchiformes; Chanidae.